AUGGAUAGGCGUCGCCAAGCAGCUCGCCCUGACGAGACAACUCUGAGCGAAGGUCUCUCGAGAAAUCGGGCACAUGAGCGAAUCGUAAACUUUCAUCUUUCAAUGGCGACGACGAUCGACCAACUCGUGACCGACGCGCAGCGCGAGAAAGUAGCAAGGUCCAAAGACAAGGCUUUGGUCAAGGCUUUGGCCAAGGCUAGCCCUGGAGAUGCAAAUUAUCCUCGAGACGUUCUCAAGAAGGCGCUUUCUGUUUGGGCAGUGCCAUCGACUACCGCGGAACGCAAGGAGGCGCUUCGGGAUGCGAACCGUGGUACACUGAAACUGGUGCAGAUCGGCCGCGGCGCUUUUGGGACAGUUUUCGAGAUUCCUGGUACAGGAUGUUGCCUUAAAAAGACCCUUACCUCGCUAGAUAAACUCUGGGAAAAGUUUACUAUGGGCCAGAGGAUGCGACAGAAGGUCAACGGCACAGUAUCAGACGCAAUAUUUACGAGUGAACAACUCCAGAAAGUCAUAAUGCCUAUGGUUCCUCGAUAUCUCUGGUCAGGCGGUAUGGGUGAUGCCGAAAGCGCCAGUCGAUGGUUUAAAGAUAUUGGCCAUAUAUUCCCCGUUAAAAACGAGGGUCAGAAACCAGGCCCGAUUAUAUGCCUGGAGAGAAUCAUGCCUCUCCCCAAGUUGAUCCGCGACAACCUCAUCAAGCUUUACUUUAAGCCUGAGAAUAGGAGAAAAGCUCUUGCUGAUAAGGCCAACAACAAUUGUCUCUGUCGACCCUAUCUAGGGAAGAGAUCAUCGGAAAUAGCUCCAGAUAAGAGGAAAAAGGAGCUCCAGACUUUACAAAACUUCCCUCUUUACCUUGACCAGCUCGAGGAGUUGGAGAUGGAGCCCUUGACCAUAGCACAAGAUAUGGCCAUGGGCCUCGCAGCAGGUCAUUGGUCUGCUAGUUGCAACAUGCUGGGCGUCGAGUACGUUCUUGGGAGCCGGCCUUUGACCCCGCCAGAAGUACGCCUCCUUGUUCUAGACGCCGAUGAAGAGGCGAUUAGGAGCGGGUCGUAUCCUCACCGCGUGAGGGACAUGGCUCCUAGGGCACCCAUACGAAGAAAUCGGCCCUUUCAGCUUUGGAUGCUCGACUUUGAUAAAGCUAGUCGGUUCAAACCGUCGUUGGGAGAAAACUAUCGCAGAGAAACCGAGCAGCUAGUGCGUGAUAGUCGAACUACGGAUGGUCCGUAUUAUCCACGGGCUCUACCGAAUACGGAGGUGGAUUGGAAGUUGUGGCUGGCAUUUGCGACAACAUAUAUUUCUGCGAGCAAAAUCAUCUUGAAUUCUACACUUCGGGAAAUUCAGGGUCAUGAAUGA
Messenger RNA from Clonostachys rhizophaga, 1350 nucleotides. Lineage: Eukaryota; Fungi; Ascomycota; Sordariomycetes; Hypocreales; Bionectriaceae. The record is from the annotation of a GenBank genome assembly.